Molecule: messenger RNA, 351 nt
Organism: Menidia menidia (Atlantic silverside)
Lineage: Eukaryota; Metazoa; Chordata; Actinopteri; Atheriniformes; Atherinopsidae
Source: the annotation of a GenBank genome assembly
CUGCCUCUUUGUGUCUCUUCAUCCACCCGUCUGCAUAUCUCUCUCUCACACCCCCCCCCCUUUCUCCACUUGUUGCAGACCAACAGCAGAUUGAAGCAGAUCGAGAAGGAAUACAGUCAGAAGCUGGCCAAGUCUGCCCAGCUAAUUGCAGAGCUACAGACAUCUGUGUGUGAGUCUAAGGAGGAGAAUGUUCGCCUACAGCAGGCCAAGGAGAAGCAGCUGAAGGAGGCCAACGCUCGCUGGGAUGAGGAGAGACGGACGAUCACCCAGCACGCUGACCAGGCCUGCAAGGUCUGUAGCUUUCAAACCUUUUGCAAAGGAAAGUUAUGGCCGGAGAUUGUCUGUGUUCUA